GUCUAGUUUUAUUAGUGUAGAUAUUGGUAAUUCGAUAAAUAUUCUAGGCUUAUAGAACUGUAGGCAUCUACAGUAAAGUGGUUGUAAUAUGAUACCCUAUAUAGCCCUUUUACAACGUCGGUACGAUCAAAUUUUCCCUCGUCUAUAAGGUUGUGGUUUACAGAAUUUGGCGCGGAACAGGUACUCGUCUAUUGGCUGACUAGUGUUCCCGGAACAUGUAUUGGGAAAGCGGAUGAUAAAUUUAGUCUUGUUUUCAAUGUUUAGAGUCAAUUUAUUGCUAAUGAAUCUCUAAAUGAUUCAAUAGAAAGCUAAUGAGAUCGCAGCUUAGAUCAGAAUCGGACCAGUUAAGAUCCUUACAACAAAAAAAUGCAAUUUCGCGUCAAACAGUGACUCGGUGUCCGCCAUGUUGGUUAGGAACCACCAUGCUAGCCACAAAAUCAACAUGGCGCGCCUACGUUUUCCAGGACGUCCUGGCUAUCGAUUUGAUCGGAUUGGUGUUCGAUAUGGUGCUGAUGAAGCUCGACAGACAACAGAUCCCACUUUAUCAGUAGUAGCAAGUAUCCACCGAGGACUACGAAGAUUCAGAGAAUUGUUUGGGGACUCUGAUGAGGAAGAAGAGUUCUCUGGGUUCACACCACAGCAGGUGCGCGCAGCUGAACGGAAUCUCGAGCGCAUCAUUUCCCGCGAGAAACUUAUUCAAGAGCAACAGGCGAAGGAACUUAGUUUUCGCUACCAGCGUUCCCAAGAGAAUCUCGCUAGUUUGGAAGCUGCUGGCAUUCCUGUUCCUCUGAAAGCCAAAGAAGCUUUCCCGGGAUUCAGGAAGACCUACAGGAAAAUUGUGGACACUGGUCUCUUCCAAGACAGCACCGCUGCCGUUCAGGGCAAGUUGAGUUUGAAACUGACGAAUGACACCGCUCAGCAAAAUGGAAGUCGAGCUGAUGGUGGUAGAACAUCCUCUCUCAGUCACAUCAGGAUUAAGCGCCUUUCACACAGUGUCGAGACACAGCCCGUCUUACCGGCUCGUGUUGGGAGACCUCGGAAGAGGUUCCCCAAUGCCGGUGCGAAAGGCGAUCUUCAGGAGCCGAAGGCAAAAACAGCCGGCUCUGAUGCAGCUGCCGCCUCCACUUCAUCAGGACUGGGGGUCAAGUUGUCGUCAAAGUACCGACCUGCGACUCAACAGAUUUUGGCUCGAGCCACGAAAAAAGCGGCUCAAAGCACCAACCGGCUGUUGCUUACGCCGACGAAAAACAGAACUCGGAAGUUUGUUCUGCCCACUAAAAGCUCGCGGUCGUCGCGGGUGAUCAAGCCAAACAAACGUUUUUUGGAGGAGGACAGUGUUCAACAGCUGGUGGCGAAGCAGCCAAAGCUGAGUCCCUCUCUGCCCACACCCACAUCCACUUCACAUUCCAUAUUGUUUGGGAUGGGCGUGCCCGAGGGCACCCAGGGCAAUGGCAAUUAUUUCUCAGUCUUUCAAGGACAAGGCAUGUCUCUUUCACCGUUCUACACCAACAGAGAAAAGGGAUUUCCUGCUUUUUCUGCGGCUCCCCAGCCUAGCGGAACGGCAAGUUUCACCGACGGAGCCGACGCCCACAAGCCUGUCGGUUCUCUCGACCGGCCCCUUAUCGUAGAGGGAAAGCGGCCGAGGAAACCGAGUCUGAUCAUGAGGAUGAAGUUUGUGGAGGAUGAUCCAGACGAUGAAAUUCGAUUGCAGCAACAGAUGGCGAGUCCCAUCAAGCCCGGGUCGGCCCCCCUCCCCGCUGAUGGUCAGAAGCCGGACUCUGGGGGCCAGGCGCCGGGUGUGACCCCGUCUGGAAAAGCUUACGGUUCCGCGAAGAGCCUGAUUGCCCCAGCGAAGCUCUUCACCGAUCCCUCCUCCGCGUCCCACGUGUCAGUGUCCAGGAAAUCCAAGUACAAGCAGCAGAGACGCGCUGCCGCCCUGUCUCAGAGCACGGUCGUUUUGCGCCAGGCGAAGCUCCACCUGAACCGCACAGCGCUCAACCGGUCCAAGGCGGCGCUGGCUCGUUCGCUCAAGGCUCAGCUCAAGAGGGAGGCCAAGAUGGAGCGCAAGAAGCGGCACUCUCAGAAAAAGAUGGGCCUCCUGUCGUCUUCUGCUGCCACUACGAACUCCAGCAGUAGCAGUGGCGGCGGGGGUGGGGCCAUGCCCGCACCGUCAGUGUCUCCAGGCUCCUUGAGUCAGUUGUCUCCUUUCUCUCACCUCGGUGCCGGGGCGGCGUUUGAAAAGCAGAAGUUGUUUGAGGGAAUGGAGGCGGGGGCCGGCUCCUUCUCUCCCACCGGUGUUGGAACCCUCCCAGUCUCCUCUCCAGCUUCCCAUCAGGCGCCAGCCGUGACGGACGACAAGGGCCACCAGGCGUCUCUCAUCAAGGACGAGGACCUCAAGCACGGUUUUCGUGCCGGCUCCAGGCGGCCCUGUCUGGUGUGCUCGGACCUCUGCACCGUCAAGGAGAACCGGAAGCUGCCCACGGUGCCUCUGUGCAAGCGGUGCAAGAAGGCGUUCUUCUACCAGAUCUCCAAGUGGAAUCCCCGCAAGCCGUUUAAGCAUUGUGUGAACGGGGGUCGCUGCGUGAUUAACCACAAAGAGAAGUCACAUUGUGUUGUGUGCAAAUUUCGCAAGUUCAUGGCCGUUUUGAAGAAGUGUGAAACCGUGGGCAUAUGUGGCAAUGCGUACCCUUCACAGGACUUGGAAUCAGAAAUGGCAAAUCUGGCUAGUUUGUGCAUGAAGAAGGGUAGUUCCAAGAAUGCCAUGGAAGCAGCCUCAGUGGGCCUCAAAAGAAGUGACAGAAACAGGAAGGGGACGGCGUCAGCCGAAGCCUCCCGCCCUCACUCAAGGUCGCAGCAAAAACAUGCGGGUGGUGGCGGAGACUUGUCCGAAGAUGGGGUCGUCUCGGCGGCGUCAAACACGAAGCCCCGUCAGAGGCACCAGAGUAGUGGUGCGGCUGCCGCUGUGGACAAGGUCGCCACAGCGACGACGAAGCAUCGGCGGAAACACAAGAGCGGCGGGGAAUCGUCUGUGGACGGCAGCGGCUCGGCCUCCGCAGCGGGGAGACCUCGGCACAAGCACAAGAGCGGAGAAGGAGGAGGGGGGGCGGAGGAAAUUCCCGAGCCCCCAAGCGUGCGAAGGUCUGGCAAGCUGCUGACGCAGAGCAAGGACCUCAUCCAGGCCAACAGACUGGACCAGCCGCUGUCCGUGGACGUGGGGCAGGAUGCAGAGCCUCUUGGCCAUCUUUCGCCGCCCCAGACGCAGUUUUUGGGCAGGACGUCGCCGAACAAAGCCCACCGCUCUGCCGCCGCCGUAAAGAAGCCGCCUGUGACGACCAAUGGGGACCAAGCCUCAUCAUCAUCAUCACCCGACUCAGAAAACAGGACCAAGAAAGACGCCGACGGAGAAGACGAUGACGACGAUGAUGAUGAUGACGACGACGACAAGUCUCUGAAAGGCUCGUCUCGCGGCCCUCGGAUCAAACACGUGUGUCGCAGAGCGGCCAUGGUGUUCCCGCAGCAGAGGGCUACAUUCCCCGAAGAGAUGCCCAGGCGAACGACCUUGACCCUCAGCGCUCUGCCCAGUGCGGAGAAGCAGCAGCUGCUGGCGAAGAGCAAGCAGGAAGUGAAAGACGAGUCAUCCGGUGAAGAGAGUGACAGCGAGUGGCCCGUAGGAAAGCUGACCUCGGGUACAGACAAGAAACUGCAGUCACCGCAGGCGGAACGAAAGAAGGGGGAGAGCAAGCAGAGGCAGAAUGGGGAGAGGAAGAAAGGAGACGCGGAGGACGGAGGAGGAGGGGAUGAGGGGGGUAGGAAGAGAGGAGGGGAGAAGAAGGAGAAGCAGGAGGAAGAGAAGAAAAGGGAGAGGACCACUUCGGGAAGUGAUACAGCAGCGAGGCGCGGUGUCAACUUUGGGCAGAAGCGGAAAAAAACCAUCAUGAGGAAGUUUUCCAGUUUUAAAAGGUUCCGGCUGGGGAAACGGAAAAGAAGAUGCAAAGAGUGCAAAGGCUGUUUGACUCCAGAAUGUGGCAACUGCGUUUUUUGCAAAGACAAGCCCAAGUUUGGUGGCCCUGGGAAGAUGAAGAAAAGCUGCAUCCACUCCACGUGUCUGUUCCCAAGAAUCCCGCGUAGAGUCGUGGAUACUUUCAUCGAGCCAAAAAGCCCGAGCAAAACGAAGCGAGAGGACGACGACGACAACAGCGGAAACUACCGGCCGACCAGCUCGCUGUCGGUGGUUGGGGACCGCGGCGGCUCGUCUCGCCUCCAGGGGAAGAAGUCGCACGACUACAAGCAGUUGGGGAGUGGUGGGAACGGGCUGCAAGAUGGUGUGGGGGGGCGGCGGGAGAGCCAGGACUUCUCGGAAGGUGACGGGGACGACGACGACGAAGAAGACGACGGUGGCGACGACGAUAACGCCGGAGCCAGCCGUGCUGUGAACGGGAAGACGCCGACGAAAACGAAGACAGUGGCGGUGUCGACUAGCAGCAGCGGUGGCGGUCCCCUUCGGGGGGCGACGGCGGUGCGUUCGGGCUUAGACAUGGACGGCUCUCACGUCCGCUCCAUGGCCGCCGCCGCCACGGCGACGGGUGGAGAGAGGCAGCAGCAACAGCGGCGGCGCACGACGGUGGCCCGCUACAGUAAGGGACAGUACCCCCCGGCAGUGGAGGCCACUAUACAACUGGCCCUGGCCGAGGUGCGCAACCCGUUCGUCACUGGGGUGGGCGACGGUUUCGUCGGCAAGAUGGGAGGCUUCAAGAGGCGAGAGAAGAUGUCACUGCUACAAAAGAUGCCGACCAAGGAGCUUCAGAUUGUGGAGACAGAGACGGCCUACUCGUUCGACAUCCCCCUCAAGACGCAUCUCAUCAGGGCCGACUUCAGGGAGGAGGACUACGACGUGGAGACUAUCUGGUCACAGGGACUGGCCUUGACCGUCACCCGGCCCAGCUGUGUGCGCACCCUGUGUUAUCUGUGUGGCUCUGCCGGCAAACACGAGCUCAUCUUCUGCAUUGUGUGCUGCCAGCCCUACCACAGCUUCUGCCUGGAGGAAGACGAGCGACCGGAGGACAGUUGUAACGAAGAGGAUGGUGACGAGAGCGAUGACCACCACCACCACCACCAUCAUCAUCCACCGCACGGCAACAGCAGCAACAGCAGCCUCCUCUCGUGGUGUUGUCGGCGGUGUCAGUUCUGCCACGUGUGUGGACAGCAGAAUGGGCUGUUGAAGUGCCACCGGUGCCGGGACACGUACCACCCGGAGUGCCUGGGGCCCAACUACCCCACGAAGCCGUCGCGCAGCAACAUCUGGGUGUGCACCAAGUGUGUGCGCUGUAAGAGCUGUGGGGCCACUACGCCGGGUGUGGGAACCAACGCCACCUGGACCUACGACUUCUCCCUCUGCCACGAGUGUGGGAAACUGAUGGAUAAAGAGGGAGCAGAAAAAGAGAGGGAAAUUGUCAGCCCCUUCCGAGGGAAAAGAAAUCACAGCUCACGGGGAGCACUCUCGGGUGCCCGACGAAAGAAUUGGACCAAGGGAGGUGACUGUUGACGACCCCGGUGGAAGUUUUGACGACCCCGGUGGAAGUUUCGACGAGCCCGCUACGAUGGAUGGUGCUGGCGGUCAGAUUGUGGAAAAAUGCGACUGCACGCAUCCGGAAUUAUCCCACAAUUCUUCUUCUUCUUCUUCAGUCGUGGGCCGUCAUAGCGGCGAGCUGAGGCCGAGGGAAGUGGACGGGCCACGUGCCGGCGUACGGAUUGUUGAGUUGGAUCGGGACACGGAUUCGGAUCAGGACAUGGAUUCCGAUCGGGACUCCGGUUCGGGUCAGGAGGAGGUUGUCGAACGUUCCUCUCCUCCUUCUUCGCAAAGCGCGGCGGUUGUUCCUGAAGCGAGUGAAGAAUCAAACUCUUUUUCUGUGGAUAAUACAACCAGUUCAUCAUCAUCAUCUGUGAUACGUGUUGUUCCUGCUAUGGGGGGCAAUGACGAGGACGAAGACUCUGGACCCAGUGGUCAAGCAGUGUCUGAGCUUGUGUGUGGGUCCAGUGGUCAAGCUGUGUGUGGACCCCCCAGUGGUCAAAUGGUAUGUGGGCCGAGUGGUCAAGCUACUUGUGGACCCGGCGGUCAAACUAUGUGUGGGCCCACUCAGGCGGACAGUUGUGAACAAAAUCCAACUCCUCGUGUGGACAGCAGGGGUCUCGCCGAUGGCGCUCAGACGCUGGCAGCGUGCAGUGGGGCGGGGAGUGAGAAAGACGACGUAAUUGAGAAGGAGGAAGGUGGAGAGGAGGAGAAAGAUGGAGAAAGUGGACUUGAGAAUGUCGCGGAGACGAGCUGUGAACUGGGGAGUGCAAACGGCGGAAAAAGUCUCGACCCUGACCUUGGUGCUGGAGUCUUCUGCUCAGCCGGCGCUAAGAAAUUGCCGCCGCCAGAGUUUCCGCGGAGAAACGGGCUCAGCAAAAACCCCAAUGCCGCCUCCUCCCCGGGACCUCUGAACUGCAGCGCUCUCUUGGCCGAACUCUCUCAGCGGCACCAAAGUCUCAGCAGAGAGCUGAAUUCCUCGCCGUCCACGAAGGAAAAUUCCGGGAUCUCUGGGGGCGAGGAGGUGGUACCGGAGAUACGACCGUCGUCGAGUCACGGUGAUAGCCCCAUCGUUACGGGGGCGGUAGUGUCGUCGAAUCGAGGCGGUAGUCCCAUCGUUUUGGGGGUGGCAGUGUCGUCGGUACGAUCAAGGGACGACGAUGGGGAGCCUGCUGUGGGCUGUGGAAACCAGGGCACGGCGGCUGAGAGUGACAGAGGGGCUUGUGAGGAUGGGGUUAUCGUUGCCAUGGAUACCAGCGGCGGCGGCGAUGACGAGGGAGUGGGUGUUGAUGUUCAACAAGAGGCAGCCAGCGUGGACAGCUCUCAGCACCCUCAGAAUUUCCUGGUCAUCAAGCAGAAGUUGCACAGUGGCUCUUACAGCACUGUGGAGGAGUUCAGCGAGGACAUGGUUCGGAUCAUCCAAGCCACGCUGUGUGAGAAUGAGCAUUUUGUGACACGCAAGAAGCAGGCUAAUUCUGUGCGGUCUAUUUUCAUCAAGCAAAUGGAGCGCUACUUCCCCUGGUUCAACGUGAACACGUGCAAGCUGUGGGAACACAACAGGGGAAUGCCAGAGGGCAUGCUGAAGGAGGCGGUUCUGCCCCCCUCGGAGGACCACACGUACGCCCAGUGGCUGGAGCGGAGAGAUUCCCCGAUGUCGCCGCAGCCCUCGCCCUUCAAGACCUUGGACAGACAACACAGGCACAGCAGCAGCGACGACUGUGGCCCCUUGUCCCGGCCCUUGUCGUGGCCGGCGUCAGAGACGAGCCAUCUGGAGGACACGAGGACAUGCGUUCUGUGCUCACAGCAAGGAGACGACCUGCCAGAUCACGCGGGCCGGCUGUUGUACUGCGGCCAGGACGACUGGAUCCACGUCUCCUGUGCCUUGUGGUCUGCCGAGGUGUUUGAGGCUUCCGACGGAUCCUUGCAGAACGUUCUAGAGACUGUCAGCCGCAGUAGGAAGUUGCGCUGCAACCUGUGCGGGCAGACGGGAGCCACGGUGGGCUGCUGCGAGGCCAACUGUCCCGCCAACUACCACUUCAUGUGUGCCCGCCGCGACCACUGCCUGUUCCAGGAGGACAAGUCGGUCUUCUGCAAGCUGCACAGGGACUGCGUGGAGACCGACGUGAUAUCUGACGGCAACUUCGACAUUGCGCGGCGGGUGUGCGUUGACCUGGACCGGAUCCUGACGCGGUCGACCUGGGGGAAGGCGGUGGACCCCGCCCGGCUCAGCGUGGUCAUCGGGGCGUGCACCGUGGAGGCUCUGGGGGAGCUCCGGUCGCACCUCUCCGACACCGACGACUGUCUUCUGCCACUCAACUUUGUCUGCACUCGCAUCUACUGGAGCACCCAGGACGCGCGGCGCCGUUGCGUGUACACGUGUCGCGUUGUCGAGGUCAAACCGGACUCGCAGGAAACGGAGCUGAAAAUCCAGGACCUGCGUGUGGUGCACGACGAGGGGCACCCGGACUUUGUUCCCCUCAAAGACCUGCGUCUCGACUCCCUCGGCGUUCCGAACUUUGCCAAGUGGGACUACUACGCCGCCGCCGGCCGCAGUGGUGGUGGUGGUUUGUUGAACGCAAAGGACGACUCGGAGGACGUUGUGUAUGUGGGAUGUGAGCCCGGUACUAGCGCUGCUGCUGCAUCUUCACUACAGCAGCAACAACAGCGACAGCUACAUCAGCAACACCAGCAGCUACAGCGUCCGCAGCUCAUCUCUUCCUCUGACGGCGAAAAGCGGUUACGGCUCGACGGACGUUUUGCAGGUCCCGACAGCCUGUCCAAGUCCUGGCCGCUGCUCUCGCCUGGGAAGACCUGCAGGCCCGAGGAACCGCGGCCCGCGGUGGAUCUGACGGGCCUGUCUGCCCGCACGCUGGCUCUGCUCAACAUCAAAGACCCGGCCCACUACAUCCCGCCUGUGAAAACGGCCCGCAUCAGCUCAGAAAAAGGUGGCGACGCCGACGACCAACAGGAUUUGGGUCUGGUCCGGAUUGUGGAGCGGCUCAACAAAGCGGCUUCGGGCAAGCCUCAGGCCGCUGUGGUGAGUCGGAAGGACGCCCUCAAACUGCCGCCAGCCCGACAGAUGCUGCUGUCAUCCAGCCAGGACCAGUACGAACGGGUGAGGAUGGAGAUGAUGAUGGUGCGGAGCAAGUCGCUCUCCUCCUCCCCCGUCGGGUUCCAGUCGGCAGCGGGCGGGCGCCGUCAGAGGUCGAGCAGCGAGGAGGAGCGAGGCAGCAGGAGCCCCUUCUCACCCCCGGGUCCUCUGAGGGUGAUGUCCUCCUCUCCUGUCCUCUCCCACACCCAUGGCGGCGGCCACCGCUGCCAUCCGUCGUCAUUCCGAGCUCGUUCUGUGUCCCCGUUCACACAGCUGCGACCCAGCAGUGGCGACCCCCACGACUUUCGCUCGGCUUCUCUCUCCCCGCCUCCGGUGACCAUGGGGGCGGGGUUUAGCCUGCUGUCCAAGAAUUCCAUUUCAGUGUUCGGGUCAAGGUCGCGGACACCAGUGAGUGAAGGUCAGGCGGCCGCAGCAACAACAGCAGGGGAGCAGAGGGUCAUGAGAGUGGCGGCGGCCCCUGUUAUCGAAGUUAUAGAGAGUGAGGAUGAAGAGGAGGAGAAGAUUGUGGGAGGAGCGUGUAAAAAAUCCACCCUGGUCUGCUGUGAUAAUGGCGAUAACGUCGACGUGGCACCGAAUAAGCCAAGCCCCUCUACGACGGACAGAGGGGAGAGAAAUCUUGUCGGUGGCAGCCAAGUUCUGUCAAUCUCCCUCGACGAGGAUUAUAGCGACGGUACGGGUGGGAAAUCCGGAAAGGAACUGUCUUCGGAAAGCAUCCAUUCCAUUCUGGAGAGCGUGCCCUCCGACCUCCUUCAGGACAAGGACGUGAAGGUCGUGGUGGUGACGGACUCGACGGAGCUGUCGGAGGACGAGGUUCUCAAACUGGCGUCGGCUGCGCUGGAAGAGGCCACGAGCGACCAGGAGAACGGGGGCGGGAGUGGUCAGGAGGCCGAGUCGCCCAAAAGUGGGGAGGACAACGAGGACAGGUGUAAAGACGUAUCGGAGACGGAGGGCACUGGCGAAUCGGGCACUGCCAAUGAUCAGGACAAUGGUAGCAGCAGCAGUGGCAAUAACAGCAACAGCAGCAACAACAACAGCGAACAAGCCACCGAGCCAGCCACGGAGACCAGUGGGAACCUCGAAGCCCUGGCGAGCGAGACGGCAGGAGGAGGGUCGUCAGGUGAGGUCAAAGGGCGGGGUGGUGCGGAGGGCAGAGGUCAGCCUUCAAGGUCGUGGAGGGGUUUGCCGCCCCCCGGAAGUGGCAGCGGUGGUGGGGGAGGAACUUCUCACGAGGAGGAUGAGGAAGACGAUGACGAGGAUGGGAGGCUGCCGUCCAGAGGAGGGGAGAAGUUCAAAGGUGACUCGCAGUGCUCUUUCGACGUGCGGCCCAACAAGGGGAAGCGCGGCCAACGUGCCGGUGGGAGUGAGGAGAUGGACGGCAUAGAAGAGGAGGAGGGGGAAACUCCUCCUCCCAGAAUUUUAUCGUUGGACGACGACCGCUCAGCUGAGGAGUCGGCAGAACUAGCAACGAGAAACCUAGACGAGGUUGACGGGAAAACUUCCCCUGUCAUCGUUGCUGCUCAUCGUAAGCUGCCACACUGCAAAAGUCGAGACGGUUCAGAGGAUGUUGAGCAAGAAGAAGUACUGGCGUCUUCGUCGAAGGCCUCGGUUUCAAACUCUGGCCACAACACGUCUUGUUUGAAUGCGGGAGAUGUCGGUGCGACCAGCGCUACGCCGUGCGAAGAGAAUAGAGACGAGGGAAACAGUCAUCUGUUCGGCACCGGGGUCAAGACGGCGGCAAAAGAUGGCCUCUCCUCGGCAGAGAUUAGCGAUAAAACUGUCGGGAGCUGCGAGGGUAAUUUGGAGGAAAGACGAGGACCGUCUAGUGACGACGAAGUUCUUAGCCCUGCUGCAGGUACCAACAGGCUAGAGAGCAGUGGUUUUGACGAAGUGGAAAUCAUUAGUGUGAGAGGAAAUCAAAUCAAGGAGAUACGUUGCCAGGAAAUGAAUGGACAGCUGCCGCCUUUCGCUCAGUCGCAGGGAACACCCGUCGUCUCGACAACUUCUUCUGCUUCGAAAGAUUCAGGUCAUGUGACUCUUCAGCCCCCCGCGUCUGUCGCUGGUGGUGAAGAUGGAAACAGUAGUUCCUCUUCCUGUAUCGCCUCUGACGGCGAUGCCCUCUUUUCGUCUGCGGCGGUCUUGCCUGCGGGCGGUUCCGUCGCUAAGGCGACACGCACGGAGUGUUCGGAUGUCCUUCCUGUGUCCUCCGGUUCUGGCGGCAAAACGAGGAGUAGCGUGAAGGUGUACUUGAACACUCAGGAGACGACGGAUGAGGACAGCGACUACCUGAUGUUGGACGACUUCAGUUACAGCGAGACCAAUGACGAAGACGCUGGUGGCCUUGACCCAGGGCCUCGACCCAUGCGUCUCGAGUCUCUUGGCCGUGAUGGUAGCGAUGCUGCCAAGGUCGCGGGUCAGGUGAAAGGUCGAGAAGAAGGUACGUCGGGAGCGUUGCACUCUGCAGUGUCUGCUGGAACUGUGGGGAAUAGAGCGGUGAGGUUGAGUGAAGGAGUGAGAAGUGGAAACGCGGGUAAUGACUCAUCUUGUGACCAAGCCACGCUGCUGCUUUCUUGUACCGCCGAGACAAAUACGACGUUGGUUGAAGGAUCGGAGGAGGGGGAGGGUGGCGGAGAUUUGGUGGGCGUUCCGUCGGGUGUUGAACAAGCUGCCGCCGUUGGGUGUUCUCAGAACGUCGAUGGGACUGGGUCAAAGGUCAUGUUGCCCCACCCUGACAGCACGUCGCAGUCUUGUGGGGAGGGGAAGGUAACCCAACUUUGUGAGACGACGGCGGAAGAGAUGGAUUGUGAGUCGGCUGGCGUGAAGGAGGAAGAAGAGGAGGAGAAUGAUCUGCCAAAUGAGGAAGGUGAGACGACCGAAUUGGAAAAGAAGGCGGACACUGCUGAAAUACCGGUUGGUAUCGCAGAACGGGCAGCAGGAGUUGGAACAACAACGACGACGGUGGGUCAGUGUGACCUCGUGGAAGGUGGCGGGGAGUCGUUAUCGAGACAAACGGACGAACCGUGUCCUGCGACUUUCAUCGUUCAGCAGGACUGUGCAGUAGUCUCCACCUCGUCUGAGUCGCCUGCUGCUGAUGAGAGUACGGCUACUAGAGAGACAACGUUGCCAACGGAUACCGGAGAUAUCGUCGUAUCAAAGCAAAGCGAUGGUGGUGUUCUUCUCGGUUCGUGUCCAGAAAGCGGGCCGCCGCUCGUCAAAUCCGGCGGUUUGGAAUCGGAAAGUGAGGGCUGCGGGAAUGUUGAGAGAUGUGGCCGUGCUGCAGAACGAGAUGUCGCAGCGAGUUUGUGUGUAGAGUCGGACGUGGACAGUGAUUGUCUUGUCGCAGAUGGAGGGAGCAAGCGUCGUAGUUUACGGUCUCGACAGAAAUCUUGUACUUUGGCCGGGGAGAGUGCUGAAGGGGAUAAGGAUGGGGAGCGGAGGGGAGAGAGUGAGGAGAUGGAGAGUCGACUCGAGGCUGGUGGGAAUGAUGGAGAAGAACUGGCUGAUGGUGGGAUGAUGCGGGAGGAUACCGUGGGCCGUGGGAGGGAAGAGGAGGAGGAGACAGGUGAUGACGCGAGUAGUCGACGCGCCUCGGCGAUGAGUUGGAGUAGUCGUCGCUACGGGGAGAAACUGGGUCGCGAGUCGAGCUCGGACGCGGAGAAAACGGACAGGGAAAAAAGACUAUCAAAGUCUGAGCCGGAGUGUGGGCCCGAGAAGAAAGAGUACCCGUUGAGACGCAGGAAGUCGGCGGGUGCGUCCUCCGCCAGAGACGCUCGCGGUUCAUUUGGCGCUCAGACGGACGUGAAGAAAGAGAAGAAAAGUGUAGGACAGGAGGGCUCGUGCGAUUCCGCAGGGCCGUCGGCUUGUAUGACAGACGGCGCUGUGUGUUCUGCGGAAGCCGACGACAAGUUCCCGUUGGAAGAACUCACUGAAACUGAGUCCAGCUUGCCCGACCAAAGUCUCGUAUCUUCUUCCACUAGUGAACGUUUGAAAAGUGGUCCCCGCGAAGAAGUUUGUGAGAAUAAAACAGAUUGUGUAUCCGGUUCUGAAAGUGUGGGUGUUGUGGAGCAGGAUGCGGAUUCUGCCGAUUGUGUAAUUGUUGGUGUGGAGUCUGGCUGCGCGGGGGGCAGAGUGACCAGCGGUCAAGCAUUUGGUCCUGUGGUCAGUGAUGGGUCCACCGAUCAGCUGAAGUGCGCGGGAGGAGGAGGAGAGGGAAGAAAAGAAGAGGGGGAGGAGGAGAAUGCCGAACAGAUGAACUUUUCUGACGUAUUGAGAACGGAGGAGGAGGGAGAGGCGAAGAGUGAGAAGUUGCACGAUAAGAUCGUCGAGAAGAUCAAGGCGGAGAGUCUGGCCCGGAGUAGCCCUGGGGAGGAAGGCCCGCUGAAGUGCCCGACGUGCAAGCGCCUGUACCGAACGCGCGAGAGCUAUGAGUGCCACGUGCGCGACUGCGACUUCGAGGUGAGCACGAGCGACGAGGACGAGAAGCCCACGGUGAAAGAGCUGCGGUCAUCACGGAGAUACCGAGCCCUACAGGAGGAGCAGCAGCAGCGACAGCAGUCGCGGAUCGUCGAUCUGACGACGCAGCAGAUCCGGUCGGAUAAAUCGUCCGCUACGUCGUCUCCCCUGAACGAGCCGCUGAGCAUUAUCAUCACGGACGAGUUCAAAGAGGAGAAGCUUUCGCCGUCCAGCAGGGAUUUAUCCGACUCGGGCAGCGUGCAGAGCCAGGACUCGAAGCGCUCGCUGCGCCGCAGCACCAUGACCCAGCGCAACGUAGCGCCGGCGCACCUGGGCAAGAUCCGGCACCGCGACUCUAAAUCCACGCUGUCCCCCGACGACGCGUCCACCUGCUCGUCGCUGCUAUCUCCCCGCGGGUCGACAGCGGGCGGUCAUUUAGAGGAGAAGACCUCGCCGAAGGAAACCAUGUUGGAGGCCGUGGGUCUGGUCAGCCGGCGGUCGCUCGAGCUCUCUCCGCACUCGGAGGUCGAGGACUCAGUGGCCUCGCGGACUCGAACCAUGAAGCUCCAGCCUCGGAUCUCCCCCUCGUCCAUGGCGGUGAUGCCCAGAAGAGAGAAACGCAGCCCGGCCCUUGCCGCGUCGUGCGGCUCUGGAAGGCCGAGUAUCCUUGCAGGCGGUUUGCCAAAAGAAGGGUCAGGGUCGUUGUCGUCGUCGGGCGCCAAGGUGAAAACGGUGGCCAUUGUGUCUCCGAGGGCGCUGCAGGAAGUGGAGCUGGAGAGCGUCAAGCCGAAGAGGCAGCGACAGAAGAGGGUGUGGUGGGUGGAGCAGAGCGAGAGCGAGGGGGAGGAACGGGAGGAGGAAGCGGAAGAGGAGCGGGCGGAGAGCGGAGACGAGGGGGGCGUGGCGCGCAGGACGCGACGAAGCAGGCAGAGGCUCCUGUCCACCGAGGGGGUUCCCGAGCACAAGAGAGUGGCGAGAACCUCGUCUGCAGGGAGCGUUGGGGAAGAGAAGGAUGAUGCGACGACCGUCGUCGCCAACAGCAUUGCAGACGUUUCUGGCGGCGAUGGUGACGUGAUGAAGGACGACAGAGUGGUGGACGUGAGCGAGACGGUAACUAGGUCAAACGUUGCGUCUGCUGCGGGUUCUGGGAAGGACAGGUCCCCUUCAUCUGCGACAACAAAUAAAGAUGCAGCAGAAGACAAUAAAGACGAAGUGGACGCGGUGGUACCCAAAAGCCAGGCCGCGGUCCCGCUAUCACUGAGAGAAGAUAGUGACAGUGCUUCCGGCGACGAGGAUGACGACGAUCAGCUGAGUGGGGCGACCUCGCUGAGGCGUAGUCGCCGGCCUUCGAACCGGACGUCGAAACUUAACGAAUACCUAGCGGUGCUCAAAAACAAAGAUGAUGUAAAUAAGCUAUGCAAGGACGGUGCCAUCGAUUCGGACUCGAAGCCUUCAGCGAGUCCUGAAAAGCGCGGUCGGGGGCGGCCGCGGAUUUACCCCGAAAAGGAGCGGCCAAAGUUGCCGGAAACACCACCAGCGGGGAAAAAACGUGGCAGGGGCCGACGUCGGAGGUCGGACUGCGAGAAAAUGACGCAGAAAAGUGUGAGAGGCGGCUCUGGGAGGGAUGAGACGGAUUCACCGUCCUCUCCUGGCUCGAAGCCCAGCAAGGACGAACUGCAGAGAAUGAGUGGUGGGUCUGAGUCCCCGGAGACUGUCCGAGUGAUGACCGCGAGUGACCCCCACCACCACCACUACGACCACGAGCAGAAGUCUCCCGGUGCUGUGGAGCAGGGAGGGUGUGCGCGCGGCGGCAGAGGCAGGAAGAGUUCCGGGGCGAACGCCGACGUGAAAAGGGAAGGAGUUGACGAGGAAGACGGAAGAGAGAGCGGAAAUGAGGCGGCAGCAGGCCGGAGGAGGACACGCAGUCAGAAGAGAGAGGCCGCGGUUUCCCCUGGAAGAGGAAAAGGUUGUGCCGUUCCGACGAACAAGAGGUCUGAUUCUUUUCCCACCGGGAAGCAAAAACCUAAUGUGUGUGGGGGAGAAAUAGAGAGUGAGGAAGGUUCCGGGUCUGGGGAGGUGAAGGACGAGGUCGAAAUGCUGAAACAACCAAGAGAUGAGGGGAACGAGGAUGGUGUUACUCAUAUGGAAUGGAGCGAUACUGCUGGUAAAGAAUCGGAAGGAAUGGAAAACGGCGACGUACGGACUGGUGGUGUGGAAGACAUGUUGGACUCGAACCUGCCGUUGAGCACACCGGACUCUGUGAAAACAGAUGAUCCGGGUCUAGCGGAAAGCGGUGUGCCCAAAUCUCUGACCAACGCUGUCAAAUCUGCCGGACAUAAACUAAGGAUAGUCAUCAGGUCCCCAAACGUCCAGGCCGCGCAGAAAAUUGGAGAGCUGCUGAAGAAAACGGCGAUGAACGUUCAGCCGAAUAUGUCGAGCGUAUCCUUGCACACCGCCGCAGAGAUGACGAAGACGGAGAGUUCCUUACAGAGCGGGGGCUCGUCGCUCGGAGGACAAAGUGGUGGUGGUGGUGUCACAGAACCGAACAUUUGUGCCGAGAGUAGCGGGGCCGCUAGCCUCAAAGACCAUCGUGAAAGCGGCGGUGGGUUGGAGAGUCUAGCCGACGCUGCGGCGGAGACAGCGGAAGUUGCCGGGAGCAAAGGGAGCUCACCGCUCGCUUCAGGCUCUGUCAGCCCUGAGUCGUUCUCCGCGGCCUACGAUAUCCAGAGCGACGACUUCAGCUCGGAGACCUCGAACGAUGCGGAGGACUUCCUCUCGGCGGUCGGCGAGAACAGCUGCAGCACCACCUCUCAGCUGAGAGAGAAGAGUGGUGGUGGUGGUGGCCUGGAGCGGAGGGUGGGAGGUAGCGGGCCGGUGUCCGUCUCAACCCAGUGCGACAAGAGCAGCGGUCCGUCGAAUGUUGCGGAGAAUUUAUCGUUUUCAAGAGUCGGUGAGGACGGCGAUUUCUCUCAGCGGAGUGAGCAGAGAGCGAUGACGGCGGUACCUGCCCGGGGGGUUGCUGAGCCAACCGCCGGUCACAAGGAGGCUGAUAAUGAUGAGGAUGACGAUGAUGACGUGGUUAUCGUGAAAGCUGUCGGCUUGCCGUCCGUACAAGCGAUGCGUUCCAAAUGGUCUAGGCUGCCUAUAUCAAGCAGCUUCACCACCGUCCAGCCUUCCCAUCAUACUCCCAGCCGGCCGGCUCGGGGCGCGGUCAUCCCCGUGAACUCCCAGUCUGUUUCGCCGCGGCAACGGCAGAUCAGUCCCCGGACGCCGCAGCUCCCCCCUCCUCCCCAGAUCUUGACCAAGUCGUCUCCGCUUGGGGGUCAGACCUCGGUGGGUCCGAACCCUUCCUCCCAUACGACAACUACGCUGACUGGCUUGUGUCUGCCUCAGCCUCCCACAAGCAGCCCCCAGUCGCAGUUCAUCAUUUCCAAGAUAGCCACCGGGGGCUACAUCGUGCAGCAGUCGUCCCCGCAACAACAACAGCAGCAGCAGCAUCAACAACAACAACACGAUGGUGUACAAACCGCUGACGUGACCCAGCCUGGCCUGUUCCUGCAAAACCAAUCGGGCGUGUGCCUGCCCACCGGCCAGACACCCACAGGGAUCAUGUUCCACAGCCCCGGCCAGUCGCGACUCGCCAUGCAGCCGGCGAGCCAGCCCACCAAUCUGAUGCUCCAACCGCCCAACCACCAAUCGGCGGGCGUGGUCCUCCAGCAGUCGGGCCAAUCGGGUCUGGUCAUCCCCCCGAACGCUGCGCCGUCCCUCCUCGGAGGUCAGCCCUCGAUCCUGCAAGGCGCCGCCGGUCAGUCGGGUCUCUCGUUUUUCUCCCUCAACACGGCCACCCCCCACCACGGCAUCCUGCCGGCCCCUCUCAACCUCCAGCCUCUGUCUACGAGUCUCCAGGCGGGUCUCCCCGGAGCUAUGGGCCUGUCCUCGCUGCUGCAGCCUCAUACCCUCCCCGUCAGCCAGCCGCUGGUGUUGGGGCAACCUUUCAUGACCCCGUCUGCUGCGGCCGCCACUGUCUACCUGCCCCAGUUCCAGAACCAGAGCUUUGCCCCGCCCCCUACAGACCCCGUGAGGUUGUUACAGGCCCCACCACCUCAACAGCAGCAGCAACAAUCCCUCCCCCCUCCUCACACGCCCUUGCUCAGUCCGGAGCCCUUCACUCAAGUCAUGGCUCAAGGUUCUCGGCCCCUGUUUCGACUGACCCCAGCCUCCAGCAACCCCCACCCCCACCCCCACCCCCACCCCCAUCCCCACAUGGAGCAGCCCUUAGUGAGGACCACCCUGACUCAAGUCUUGGGAGCCCAAAACGCCGGUGGUCAAGCAUCCACCACUUCCACCACAAACGUAGCAGCGGCCACCAUCACCACCACCACAACAACUGUACCCUGGAGUCUACCAUCCAGCCAUUCAUCAUCCCCCGCUGUUUCGGUACCCGCCUGUGGUGCUAUGGGAGGAACUGCGAGCUCGGCUCUAGCGCAAAUACCUGCCCAGACAGUGUCCGCCGCCCCCACACCUGCCCCGGGCGCAACGGAACCCGAAGGCUCCCCGGUCAAAGUCAACUACAUGGGCAGUUUUGACUUGAGUCGACCCGACCUGCAUUCCGUGAUCAGAUCACAGGGCUACAAUUCGGACGCCUCCCAGAAAAUCGUGGACCUGGUUCAGUCGGCACUGAAGAACCGAGACUCGUCUAUGAUCAUCCCAGGGGUGGAGGUCAAGUCUACGAUCACCACGGGUCCGCAGGGACCCAAGAAGGUUCUGCGAGUGUUCAUAAACGAAGACAUUCUCCCCGGGAAAGGAGCAGCGGCGUCUGCAGCAGCAGCAGCGAAGAGUUCCCCCCUCCCCCAACAGCAGUCGCCUCAUGCCCCGCUCAUGUCGUCAGGUCAGUUCUCGGUGUUGCCAACAGUUGUGAGUGACUCUUUCAACCCACCCGUGGCGUCAUCGUCUGUCUCCGGUGGUAGUGGACCGACGGUGGGUAGCGCUCAGACUUCCUGGACGAGGAUCUUACCCAGCAGCAGCUCCAGCGGCGGUGUUGUUCAAGCAGACUUUAGAAGUGACCACCGUCAAGGCGUCACCACGAUGUCGUCUUCAUCUCCGUCCACGCCGUGGUCCCACGACAACCAGGGAUUCAUCACGGUCCCGGUGACCCAGGGGAGACCACUCCCGCGCCACCAGCGGAGCAUCAAGCCCCAGCUGCGUAGGGCCCUCAAGCCCAAAGUCCACGUGUUCCCGCCGUACGUCCGACGAGCCGAGUCUCAGUCUGUGCAGCACGACGCUGCGGGGACGAUGGCGGCAGCCAAACUGGUCAAAUGCGAGAGCACGUUCCACGGCACGAUCCCUCAGGUGGUGGCGCGGCUUUUGCAGUCGCAGAACAACCCCUCGGCCACGCCCACUCCGCUGCUAGGGGGCGCCACCACCACCACCCCCUCACCCACUCUGCCUACUCCUCCUUCUACCGCCCACGCCCCACCACCACCACUCCUGUCUCUCUCCUCCUCCUCCUCAUCGCGCAAGUCUCCGGUGUCUGCGUCUGGGUCUACAAUAAUGACAACGACAGCGGCUGCCGCCCCCAGUUCCUCGAGUGUGCCGGGGGCCGCCCGGUCCCACUCACUUCUGGUCAAAGAGAUGCUGGCGGAGCAGAUCCGAGCCCGGUCCGUGGAGAUGGUGACUGAUCAAGAUGAGCCGUCUUUUAUCCCCGUGGGCACGAUGAUCACGCCAGCUUCCUCGGUUCCGCGGUUGGACGGGGAGGCGUCGGUUUCAAAUUCGCGGCUGGACGGGUUCUCGGGAGGAUCCCCUGGUGCUCCCCUCCGCACGGCGACCUUGCCCCGGGCUCAGUUCCCGGCUGCGAGCGCUGGGGGAGGGGGUGGUGUGUCAGGCGAGACCCCCGCAGCAGACGCAGCGGAAUCCCACCAGAGCUCACAGACGUCAGCCCACCACCAGCGAGCCAGCUUCCCCUCGGUGUCGGGUUCGGGGGUGAGGAGCCGGCUAGCCGUCCAUCCCCCCUCUUCCUCUUCCUCCAGCUCGGGACGAGGGAGGGGGCGUGGCAGGAAGCAGAUGGGGAAGAAGUCGCUGACGAGGAAGGAGGUCGGCGAGGUUGCGGUGAAACUGUCGGGCGACGCUCGCGGUCGGCGAGGGAGGGGCGUGUCUCGGAGGCUGAAAACAGGCACACGCGUGACUCACCACCCCCUGAUCCACCACAAGAAGUCCAUGUCCAGUCUGCCGCAGCCCUCGCUGGAAGAAGAAGUGGUGGACACGCCGCUGGACCACAGCGGCAAGGGAGACCACCUCCACGGCAGCGACGGGCCGGGCCGCGGUGGUGGUGGUAGCGGUGGUGGGACCGCGAGGGACCGGAGCACGAGCCGACUGCGCUUUGAGAUCAGCAGCGACGAUGGCUUUUCUUGUCACGGGGACACCAUGGAAGACGCGUGGAACCAGGUACUGGAGAAGGUCCAGGACGUGCGAGCGGCCUCGAGGAUGAAGCAGCUCUCGUACGCCGGCAUCUCGGGCCGCAGCAUGUUUGCCGUGGAUCACCACGCCGUGGUGUACCUGAUUGAGCAGCUUUAUGGCGCCGUUCACUGCCAUAGGCACUACAAGUUCCGCUUCCACAAGUACGACCUGGACCAGGCUGAUGAGGAGGUGCCGCUGAACCCCAGCGGAUCGGCGCGCUGCGAGGCCUUCCAGAACAGAAAGCCGUUUGACAUGUUCAACUUCCUGAAGUCUGUGUACCGCAUCAAGCCGGACAGCACGCAGGAGAAGGAAGAGGAGAUGGCUCUCAAGUCUUCAAGGCGAGCGACGAGUCUGAGCCUUCCCAUGGCCAUGCGCUUCCGUAAGCUGAAGACAUUUGCCAAGGAAGCCGUGGAUGUUUACCGCUCUAAGAUCCACGGCAGGGGUCUCUUUUGUAAACGCAACAUCGACGCAGGCGAGAUGGUGAUCGAGUACGCUGGGGAGGUGAUCAGAGCGUCCCUCACCGACAAGCGGGAAAAGUAUUACGAGAGCAAGGGAAUCGGCUGCUACAUGUUCCGCAUCGAUGACGACGAGGUGGUGGAUGCGACGAUGCAUGGCAGCGCCGCACGCUUCAUCAACCAUUCCUGCGAGCCCAACUGCUUCUCCAAGGUGAUAAUGGUGGAUGGGAAGAAGCACAUUGUCAUUUUUGCCAUGAGACCAAUCAAGCGCGGGGAGGAGCUCACCUACGACUACAAGUUCCCCAUCGAGGAGGUCAAAAUUCCGUGCUCAUGUGGCUCUAAGCGCUGUCGAAAGUACCUGAACUGAGCCUCAGAGGGGCAAGGGAGGGCUAAUCCAGUGCUCGAGAGCCGACGAGCCGUGCUGGAAGUACCUGAACUGAGCCUAAGAGGGUUAAUCCUGUGGCUCUAUGCGCUGUCAAAAGUAUACCUGAGCUGAGCCUAAGAGGGUUAAUCCAGUGCUCGAGAGCCGACGAGCCGUGCUGAAACCUACCUGAAAUGAGCCUAAGAAUUUUAAUCCAGAGCUUGAGAACCGACAGGCUGCGUUGAACGUACUCCUGAACUGAGCCCAGGAGGUUUUAAUCCAGAGCUUGAGAACUGUUGACCUUUGCCGAAAGUACCCAGACUGAGCCUAGAGGAGGGUUAAUCUUUUGCUUGCUCGAGAAUGGAUGAGCUGAGCUGUGCUGGUCAUGGCUUGAGGUGUGGGCGUUGUGACCCUCCCGGGAUGAGAUCCAGUGAGAAGACUCUCGGGCCAACAAGCCGACACAAGGAGAUUAGGGGGGGGGGAGUUGAUUUGUGCGUGCGUCGGAGCCACCGGUGUUCAUGUGUGUGAGGUCAAGGUCAAGGUCUCCACCAGAAUGUUCAUGUGUGGAUGAGGGCUCACCAGAAUGUUUAUGUAUGUGUCAGAGCUCACUAGAAAGUUCAUGUAUUGAUCAGAAUGUUCAUGUAUGGAUCAGAGCUUGCUAAAAUGUUAAUACGUACGGAUCAGAGCUCAUUAGAAUGUUCAUGUAUGGAUCAGAGCUCACUAGAAUGUUCAUGUAUGGAUCAGAGCUCAUUAGAAUGUUCAUGUAUGGAUCAGAGCUCACCAGAAUGUUCAUGUACGGAUCAGAAAGUUCAUGUACAGAUUAGAAUGUUUAUGUAUGGAACAGAGCUCAUUAGAAUGUUGAUAUAUGGAUCAGAAUGUUCAUGUAUGGAUCAGAAUGUUCCUGUGUGGAUCAGAACUCGCAAAAAUGUUCAUACGUAUGGAUCAGAGCUCACUAGAAUGUUCACAUGUAUGGAUCAGAAUGUUCAUGCACGGAUUAGAAUGUUGAUGUAUGGAUCAGAAUGUUCAUGUAUGGAUCAGAGCUCACUAGAAUGUUCAUGUAUGGAUUAGAAUGUUAAUGGGUGAAAUAGAGCUCAUCAGAAUGUUGAUAUGGAUCAGAAUGUUCAUGCAUGGAUCAGAGCUUUCUAGAAUGUUCACAUGUAUGGAUCAGAGCUUUCUAGAAUGUUGAUGCACACGGAUCAGAGCUCACUAGAAUGUUCAUGUAUGGAUCAGAGCUCACUAGAAUGUUCAUGUAUGGAUCAGAAUGUUCAUGUAUGGAUCAGAGCUCACUAGAAUGUUCAUGUAUGGAUCAGAAUGUUAAUGUAUGAGACAGAGCUCAUUAGAAUGUUGAUAUAUAUGGAUCAGAAUGUUCAUGCAUGGAUCAGAGCUCACUAAAAUGUUCAUGUAUGGAUCAGAGCUCAUUAAAAUGUUCAUGUAUGGAACAGAGCUUAGUAAAAUGUUCACAUGUAUGGAUCGGAGCUCAUGUGCAAGUGAGGGCCCGCUGAAAUGUUCACGUGUGAGCCGUAGUCCAUGGAAAGGCGAGAUGUGAUGAGAGACCACCUCUGUAGCCAGCCGGUCCGUUUACCGUGUUGCAAUAAAUCCAGUGUUGAACCCCCCCAGGGGCGGUGCUACUGACUGAAUCGUCUUUAGGCCAUUCCCAAAGGGGGGGACAUUAACAUAUUCUUAU
Molecule: messenger RNA, 22080 nt
Organism: Aplysia californica (California sea hare)
Lineage: Eukaryota; Metazoa; Mollusca; Gastropoda; Aplysiida; Aplysiidae
Biological process (GO): positive regulation of DNA-templated transcription
Cellular component (GO): histone methyltransferase complex; nucleus
Molecular function (GO): histone H3K4 methyltransferase activity; zinc ion binding; DNA binding
Source: RefSeq, a predicted model, not a curated record